UCCUGUCAUCGGCCUGGGUGUGGUUUUGCAGUCAGGGGUACCGUUAGCAGGAAAUCCAGCUCCAGUCCAUUUCACUUUAAGACGAAACAAAGAAAAAAAUAUUUUCACCUUCGUACGGUUGAAAAUAGCUCUUCGUACUUAGGCUAAAAGUAGCUUUUGUUUCCUCGAGACGGGAAGGCGUUGGUUUGGCGCCGUUGUUCUGAUGGGAAAAAGUUUUCUCUUGGUUUCGCUAACUGGUCGUCUGAUUUAAUUUUUUUUUUUUUUUUAAAUAAAACCUAAACCGGACGUUAAAGAAAGGAAAGAUGCCGAAAACGAUUAGUGUAAGAGUCACCACAAUGGAUGCUGAACUGGAGUUCGCCAUUCAGCCCAAUACAACGGGAAAGCAGCUCUUUGACCAGGUCGUUAAGACCAUUGGGCUGCGGGAGGUUUGGUACUUUGGACUCCAGUACCAGGAUACAAAGGGUUUCUCUACAUGGCUCAAGCUCAAUAAGAAGGUGACAGCCCAGGAUGUGAGGAAGGAAAGCCCGCUGCUGUUUAAGUUCCGUGCAAAAUUCUUCCCCGAAGACGUGUCGGAGGAGUUAAUCCAGGAUGCCACACAGCGGCUGUUCUUCCUGCAGGUGAAGGAGGGAAUCUUAAAUGACGACAUUUACUGCCCUCCGGAGACAGCAGUCCUCCUGGCCUCCUAUGCAGUGCAGGCCAAGUAUGCUGACUACAAUAAGGAGGUCCACACACCAGGCUAUCUGUCCAGUGAACAGCUGCUCCCUCAGAGAGUUCUGGACCAGCACAAACUCAACAAGGACCAGUGGGAGGAGAGGAUUCAAGUGUGGCACGAAGAGCACAAGGGUAUGAUGAGAGAGGAAUCCAUGAUGGAGUAUCUGAAGAUCGCUCAAGACCUUGAGAUGUAUGGAGUCAACUACUUCAAUAUCAAGAAUAAGAAAGGAACAGAACUGUGGUUGGGAGUGGAUGCAUUGGGACUCAACAUUUAUGAACAGAAUGACAAAAUGACACCCAAAAUUGGAUUUCCUUGGAGUGAAAUAAGAAACAUUUCCUUCAAUGACAAGAAGUUUGUCAUUAAACCAAUUGACAAGAAAGCACCUGACUUUGUAUUCUAUGCUCCGAGACUACGCAUCAACAAGCGCAUUCUGGCUCUGUGCAUGGGCAACCACGAGCUGUAUAUGCGCCGCCGCAAACCUGACACCAUUGAAGUGCAGCAGAUGAAGGCUCAGGCUCGGGAGGAGAAGAAUCACAAGAAGAUGGAAAGAGCUCUGCUUGAGAAUGAAAAGAGGAAAAGAGAAGUUGCAGAAAAGGAAAAGGAAAAGAUUGAAAAGGAAAAGGAGGAGUUAAUGGAGAGAUUAAAGCAGAUUGAGGAGCAGACUAAAAAAGCCCAACAAGAGCUGGAGGAGCAAACACAAAGGGCUCUGGAGCUGGAACAGGAGAGGAAGCGAACGCAGGAGGAGGCUGAACGCCUGGAGAUUGAUCUGAGGACUGCUGAGGAUGCUAAAAUGGCCCUGCUGCAGCAGUCAGAGAACCAGAUGAAGAACCAAGAACACCUGGCCACAGAGUUGGCUGACCUGACUUCAAAGAUUUCCCUCCUGGAGGAUGCCAAGAAGAAGAAGGAAGAUGAGGCAGUACAGUGGCAACAGAAGGCUACCAUGGUGCAGGAGGACCUAGAGAAGACCAAAGAAGAGCUUAAAAACAAAGUGAUGGCGGCUCAUGUUCAGGAGCCCCUAAACGCAGAGAACGAGCACGACGAGAAUGACGAGAGCAGCGCUGAGGCCAGCGCUGAGUUCACAAGUGCCGCCACAUACAAGGACCGCAGUGAAGAGGAGCGCAUGACCGAGGCUGAGAAGAAUGAACGUUUGCAGAAACAUCUACUUGCUUUGAGCUCAGAAUUGGCCAACGCUCGGGAUGAGAGCAAGAAAACGGUGAAUGACAUCAUCCAUGCAGAGAACAUGCGAGCCGGACGAGACAAGUACAAGACCCUCAGACAGAUCCGGUCAGGAAACACCAAACAGCGCAUUGAUGAGUUCGAAUGCAUGUGAUGUAUGCAUUCACCAAAAGCCCAUACAGCUGGGCCUUUCUGCCUGGACUGCAGUCCUGCCUCACUCAAGCUGUUUUCUCUGUACGCAAAUAAAUCAGGUCCACAACAUGACAUGGCUGCACAAGCACAGCACAAUUUACAGAUACGGAUCUGGAAUAUUCCAUUUAUUAUCGUUCCUAACUUUGAAUUUAGGCAAGUCACUGGUUGAAAAGGGACAUACUGUAUUUUAUUAGUACAUUCUUCACAAGGGGUUUAUGUAGCAUUUUAGUAAUGGGCUCACGCCACCUAUCAUGAUACAUUGAGUUAGCAUUUUCAAUUUCUUUAUAUUUAUCUGUCACAUUUUUGUGUCAUGAUUUAAAACUAGACCAAUCCAAAUUUCAGUUUGAAAACUGUGCCUAUAAAUAUAUUUCUGAUGUAAACAUGCAACGGUUCGUCACAGCAAGCUGGGUUUUUCAGAUAGUAAUAUCACUCCCAUGAUGCAUUGCCCACAGUUUUAAAACCAAAUGCACUGUAAUCUAUAUAAUCAAAUGCAUAUAAUAUGGCUCUGAAAUGUCUGGGUUGAGCAUUCAUAGAGCAGUAUUAUUUUUUGCAAAUUUACAAUUUACUUUCUUUUCAUUUGACUGUAUUCAAAAUCUGCCAGCUGUUAAAAAUAUUACAGUAUUUAUACCCCACUCACAAUGUGAUAUUAAAGAUCAAUUUUGUUUUGACUUUUUUUUUUGUCUGUUUUUACAUUUCUGUACACGUUCAAGUCAGUUUUCAGCUACAAGGCUUCAAUGUAAAUUUUACUGUUAGUGCUAAAAUAAAUAGAUUCCUUUUUUCCUUUAAUACCUGCAUGGAAAAACCCUGAAUUGUAGACAAAAUGAACUUAAAAUGACAUUAAAAAAAAAAAAA
Molecule: messenger RNA, 2932 nt
Organism: Xiphias gladius (swordfish)
Lineage: Eukaryota; Metazoa; Chordata; Actinopteri; Istiophoriformes; Xiphiidae
Gene: msna
Product: moesin a
Exons: 13
Coding region: 303-2042 (579 amino acids)
Biological process (GO): regulation of organelle assembly; positive regulation of protein localization to early endosome; regulation of cell shape
Cellular component (GO): apical part of cell; microvillus; filopodium
Molecular function (GO): actin binding; cell adhesion molecule binding
Source: RefSeq, a predicted model, not a curated record